Molecule: messenger RNA, 2749 nt
Organism: Plodia interpunctella (Indianmeal moth)
Lineage: Eukaryota; Metazoa; Arthropoda; Insecta; Lepidoptera; Pyralidae
Gene: mol
Product: moladietz
Exons: 11
Coding region: 343-1635 (430 amino acids)
Biological process (GO): protein transport
Cellular component (GO): endoplasmic reticulum membrane
Source: RefSeq, a predicted model, not a curated record
UUCAGCGACCGCGCGGCGGCGACGCUCCCUGCUGGCGACCUCCGCACUUUCUAAACCGCAUAUCUUAGUGCUAAGUGGUGUGAUUAAUUGUCGAUUGUUGAAAGGAAGUCCGCUCGAAUUGUGCACGUCACUCGUUACUGCAAGGAUACGCUCACAGGCCUGGCCUCAACUGGGAUGAGAGUCUCUCGCGUUGGUUUCUAAAGUGCAAAUAGUGUUUAUGUAAAAACUGACGACGCGUGUGUUGUGAAAUGAGGAGUGAAACGAGACGGUGACUCUCGGCAAACGCGUGGAAAUGAAAAGAGAAAAGUACAAAAUAUUCUUGGAACUCAGGCUGGGUGAGCGAUGAAGGGGUGGUUCGAUGCGUUCCGCGAGGAAGGUGGGCCUACACUAUACGCGUACCAUAACCGCACGGCAGUCGCGGCAGACGUGCCAGCCCUGGCGCUGGUCGUCGCCGCGCUCACGCUCUACCUCGCCUUCCUCGCCAUAUUCCCCGGCAUCAGGAAAGAGAGAUUCUCAACGUUCACCAUAGUUACCCUGAGUCUUUUCGUCGGCACUGUCAUAUUAGUGUGUAAGCACGGGUCGUCGUGGCACGUGUCCGGCGCGCGGGUCGCCCGCGCGUCUUACCGAGCUUUCUCCACUGAAAGGCUGGACUGCUGGCUGUCUGUUCAUGUGGGCUUGGGCCACGUCAACGUUACGCUUAAUGCUCUCUCCUGGGGGAACACGACGGUUGGCGAUCCAGGCGUGGACUACAAUGAGCAGUUCCGCUGGGAAGAGGCCGGGGCCAUCCAGGAGUGGUACCGCGCGGGACUGAGCAGAGGGCUCCCUUACCCCGUCCUCUCCAUAGCGGAACACUUCGCGGUACAACAUGAAGGCUUCGAGUGGGGCGCGAAGUACAGGGCAGCUGGGUAUACCACCUCCACCUUGCUUUGGACCGCGCUAGCGCUGUGGCUCCUAAUGAACCUGCUCCUCGUGGUGGUCCCGCGGUACGGGGCCUACGCGAUGGCGACAUUAGGGACCACGCUGUGUGCCGCGGCCGGCGGCUACUGGGCGUCCUUGCCCACCGCACCGCUCGUAGUCAGGCUCGACGGCGCCAUGCUAUUCUUCUCGCUAGGCUGGUGCUUCUGGCUCGUACUCAUUGCAGGAGGAACAUGCGUGGUGGUAGGCUUGCUAAUAGCAGCGCUGGACCUGAUGUGGCCGCACAAGUUCUCCACGGUGCUGGAGGUGGACUACGACACGCCAUACGACCGGCACGUGCUGAUCGUCGACAGCAGCCGCCAGCGCGCGCGCCCGCCGCAGCCGUCGCUGCCUACUAGGAUACUUAGGAGAUUAUCAUCGAAGACUCGGGACAUGGGCAACGUAUCGAUGUCGGUGGUGAACGAGAGCGACCGGGGGAGGGACAACCCUGCCUUCCAGCACGAGCGCAAGCCCAACUCGCCCUGGAGGUAUCCGCUCUUCAGGAGACAGAUCGAUAGGGUGGACUCUGCGUCAAGCCUGGGCUCGAGUAUAAACGGCAACAAUUCCGGGAUCAAGAUGUCGCCGCUAGGGAACAGCACGCUUGGGGCUGCACCAUCUAUACCCAUACACAGGUUUAGGCCACAGAUCCCAGCCGCGGAACGAGUAAAAGAUAUGUGGUGAAGAAGUACUCUAGUAAAAAAAUUAAUUAUAGUUAUCUUAGUGCCAGGAGUAAGUAUCGGCAACGCUUGGCCGAACUACUGAUCUCGUGAGACGGACUUUACUAUAUUAAUUUAUACACCACCACACUAAUUCGAUUUACCUAACUUAGAACCUGAAGAACAUUUUAGUAAUUAUUAUGGUGAACUAUUCAAGCACUUUCAAUUAAUACGCGUGUCCGUCGGUUGUAUGCAAAUUGAUGCAAUUGUAAAUAUGUAAAUUAUUAAAUAUUAACUGUAAAUUAUAUAGAAAUUAUUCCGUCCAGUGUCAUAAAUUAUAAUGUCUAGAAAUAUAACAUUUUGCAUACCUCGUUAUAAUCAUGUACGUUUAGUAAAUCGUGAAAAAAAAUAUAUAAUCAAAACAUCGACACAAGUGAAUGCUUUGUGCCAUAUAAAAAUUAGAGCGUAGACAAUAUUGAGAUGAAACUAACGAUCAAUUAAUUAAAUAGCUACGUAAGGCCCUGCUCACACUACAGGAUAAAUAUGUAUUCAAGUCAAAUUUAUGGCUAAAAUUGCCAACAAAACGACGUAUUAACUUUACAAAAAUUACAUUUAACUUUGCAUGAGGCCUUAUUCUAAAGAUUGUAAUCGAUAGUUCAAUUGAUAAAUUAUUAUGUGGCAUUAAUGUAAUAAAACUACAUUUUGUAACCAAUGCAAUUAAUUUAUAACUAAGUAUAAAACCUAUUUCAAAAUUACAUGAACAACAUUAGCUAGUGCGAUAGAUUUCAAUCUGGAACCACAAACAAUUAUUGUAUUAUUUGACAUUGUAUUGACUAUUACUACUAGAAAGAAGUCAUUUAGUUAUAAAUUAGUAGAUAAGCUAUUUAUUUAAACUUAACGUAGUUGGACGUGCGAACGAUAUGUGAUAGUGUGGACGUUUUAAAUUACAAAUUUAAUUUCUACGUCAUAAGUAUUAAUAUAAACAUCACAGGUCAUGUUCAAUGUUGCGAAAAUAUGUUUGCAACAGUGAAUAUGCGUCGUUACCUUUGAAAUCAAUAUAAAAGUGAGACUUUAAAGAGUGACUGUAAAAUAAAAUGUAUUUAUUGUGAUCGACAAAAAUAUAUUCAAAUUUCAAAAUU